AAACUCACCACUCGAGAGAAGAACCAGAACCAGAAAUCUUUCAAACAAGGAAAGGAACCAAAAAUGUCGGGCAGAGGCAAAGGAGGAAAGGGUUUGGGAAAGGGAGGAGCCAAGAGGCACCGUAAGGUUCUGAGGGACAACAUCCAGGGGAUCACCAAGCCGGCGAUCCGCCGUCUGGCCAGGCGUGGUGGCGUCAAGCGUAUCAGCGGCCUCAUCUACGAGGAGACCCGCGGCGUCCUCAAGAUCUUCCUCGAGAACGUCAUCCGUGACGCCGUCACUUACACCGAGCACGCUCGCCGGAAGACCGUCACCGCCAUGGACGUUGUCUACGCCCUCAAGAGGCAAGGCCGGACUCUGUACGGAUUCGGAGGCUGAUGAAUCAAUCUUUUUAAUCCUCUGUGGUUAGGUUAGGGUUUAUUAGGUUUCGAAUUGGGGGUACUAGAUUUGAUACGUUUCUACAUUGUGAUUAGAUUAUUGUUGUUCUAGUGUAAUUUGCAAUAUGAAUGAAGCUUUUUGAAGUAUUAUCUAA
This is a messenger RNA of Humulus lupulus (European hop), 529 nucleotides long. RefSeq names its product histone H4. The record is from RefSeq and is a predicted model, not a curated record. Gene Ontology annotation, molecular function: structural constituent of chromatin; protein heterodimerization activity; DNA binding. NCBI's taxonomy places the organism in Eukaryota, Viridiplantae, Streptophyta, Magnoliopsida, Rosales, Cannabaceae. Bases 64 to 375 code for a protein of 103 amino acids. The transcript has a single exon. Gene Ontology annotation, biological process: nucleosome assembly. Gene Ontology annotation, cellular component: nucleosome.